GGACGUGAUUUUCAAAUCAAGACAUACAACGACCGACGCUGUAUUUUCCUGCACUAACCGGUUUCUAGCACUUUGAUAUGGCUGAUUCUGCUCGCGGACGUGGUGGAUUUGGACGUGGACGCGGAGACCGUGGACGGGGCCGUCGCGGUCCUCGUCGCGGUGGUCGCAAGGACGAGGAGAAGGAAUGGGUUCCCGUCACCAAGUUGGGACGUCUGGUCAGGGAUGGAAAGAUCAAGUCGAUGGAGGAGAUCUACCUUUUCUCGCUCCCCGUCAAGGAGUUCCAGAUCGUGGACUUUUUCCUCCCCAAGCUCAAGGAUGAGGUCAUGAAAAUCAUGCCCGUUCAGAAGCAGACCCAGGCCGGUCAGCGCACUCGCUUCAAGGCCUUCGUUGCUAUCGGCGAUUUCGAGGGUCACGUUGGUCUCGGCGUCAAAUGUGCAAAGGAGGUUGCUACCGCCAUCCGCGGCGCCAUCAUUCUCGCCAAGCUCUCAGUCAUUCCGGUUCGAAGAGGAUACUGGGGUGCCGCCCUCGGUGCGCCCCACACCGUGCCCUCCAAGGUGUCAGGCAAGGUCGGCUCUGUCAUGUGCCGUCUCAUCCCUGCUCCCCGAGGAACUGGUAUCGUCGCUGCUCCUGCAUCCAAACGUCUCCUUCAGCUUGCCGGUGUCGAAGAUGUGUACACGCAAUCCAAGGGAUCUACUGCCACUAUGGGCAACUUCUUGAAAGCCACUUUCGCUGCCAUCACAAAAACAUACUCCUUCCUUACUCCUGAUCUCUGGCGUGAAAUUCCCGUUUCCAAGCUGCCCUACGACGAGUUCAGUGGUCACUUGGCGCUCUCUGCGAAGAAAGCAUACUAGUUUUUCUGUCAUCUAUAAAAUACCAUCACGUCUGGUACCA
Molecule: messenger RNA, 891 nt
Organism: Mycena citricolor
Lineage: Eukaryota; Fungi; Basidiomycota; Agaricomycetes; Agaricales; Mycenaceae
Source: the annotation of a GenBank genome assembly